Anolis sagrei ordinatus is the source of this 1019-nucleotide messenger RNA. RefSeq names its product molybdopterin synthase catalytic subunit-like. Gene Ontology annotation, cellular component: cytosol. Gene Ontology annotation, molecular function: molybdopterin synthase activity. Gene Ontology annotation, biological process: Mo-molybdopterin cofactor biosynthetic process. The record is from RefSeq and is a predicted model, not a curated record. NCBI's taxonomy places the organism in Eukaryota, Metazoa, Chordata, Lepidosauria, Squamata, Anolidae.
AUGAAUGAAAAUGAGGAUGAGCCCAAGGACAUAAUUAAACUGAACUGUGAGAAGCUCUCAGCAGAUGAAAUAUCAGCACUGGUGAUUUCUCCUUGUUGCGGGGCUGUGUCUUUAUUUAUAGGCACUACCAGAAACAAUUUCGAAGGGAGAAAAGUGAUACAGUUAGAUUAUGAAGCAUAUGCACCCAUGGCAGAAGCGGAAUUGAAGAAAAUAUGUGCAGAUAUUAGGUUGAAAUGGCCUUCGGUGAAACAUAUAGCAAUACAUCAUAGACUGGGUUCGGUCCCCAUUAGCGAAGCAAGUGUGAUGGUAGCAAUCUCUUCCCCUCACAGAACAGAAUCUCUUGAGGCUGUCCAGUAUUGUAUCAAUACUUUGAAAGCAACCGUGCCUAUCUGGAAAAAGGAGGUAUAUGAAGAUGACUCCUCCUGGAAGAGAAAUAAGGAGUGUUUUUGGAUGAAGACAGAAAAAUGAAACUCUGCCAAAAGCUUCAUUGUAAUUGCCUGAUGUUUCAAAACAAUGUGGACAGGAGCUCCAUUUGAGCCACACUUCCACUUUAUUUGACUAACCUGAAGCAUUUGCAAAGUAACUGCCUGAGUUUCUGCAAUGUACUUACAUUUUUUUCUUUUUUCUCUCUGCUCUAAUGAACUUUGAACCUAGUGCUGGAAUUUUUGCAAAGCUGUGCAGCCUGUACAUGUGAUGAAUCCUGGAAAUUCGUCAUCACCUAUGAAAUCUUUUGUAUUUUCACGAUAGUUGAAAUUUUGGACUGGUUACAUGAAUUCUAUCCUGUCAAAUAAUCUUUUGUACUUCAACACACAGCACAAAUUUCAUCAUGUAAUAUCUACAUUGAAUCAUCACAAUAGGCCAUGGUCUAAUGCUGGUUUCUCUAAGGCCUGGGGAUUUAAUUUCUGUCAUGGCCAGGAGCAAUGGUCCUACCUGUUGACUUACCCUGAUUUUCAGUGUAUUGUUUACAAAAGCCAGCUUCAGAAUUCCAUGGAUGAAGUUGGCUUGGAAUAAACAAAAUA